AUGGUAAAAACCACCACUCUGGGCGGCUCCGCGAAGGACGUUGUCGUCGCCAAAGUAGGCACCGGGCUCAUGUCGCUAACGUGGACACCUGAGCCUGUUCCAGAUGAACAGGCCUUCGAAGUGAUCAAGGCAUCGAUCGACGCCCUUCCGACGGGGUGCAAGAUGCUACUGAACAGCGCCCAGUUUUACGCAGCCGAUCUUGGAACUGGGAACCUCGAGCUCCUAGCUCGCUUCUUUGAGAAGUACCCGGGAUAUGCGGAUAAGGUCUUCCUCAGUGUCAAAGGCGGCGCGAAGCCCAACACGCUUGAUUUCGAUCCUUCGCCUGAGGGUCUUCGUGCAAGCAUAGAUAUAUGUAACAAGGCUCUUCGCGGCACAAAGAAGAUCGACUUGUUUGAGAGCGCGCGUGUCUCCCGUUCGACUCCUAUUCCCGAGCAGAUGAAGGCGCUCAAGGGCUUGAUCGAGGAAGGUCUGAUUGGCCACAUUGGGCUCUCUGAGUGCAGCGCAGCGACAAUUCGCGAAGCCAACGAGCAUGCGCCCAUCGCCGCCGUUGAGAUCGAGCUUAGUCCUUGGGCAUACGAAGAUGAGACCAAAAAGGUUCUCGCGGCCUGUGAGGAGCUCGGCAUCGCUGUCGUCGCCUACUCUCCGCUCGGGCAGGGCUUUUUGACUGGUCAACUCGGACAGCUAUCGGACAAAGACCCUCGCUCCCACCUCACGCGCCUCCAGAGCGAGCAUCUGGAUAACAAUCUCAAGCUCGUCGAAGCUUUGAAGGCAGUCGCUGAGAGAAAGGGUAUCACUGCUGCCCAGCUGAGUCUCGCCUGGGUACAGGCCCUUGGCGAGCAUGUCAUACCCAUUCCCGGCUCUUCCAAGGCAUCGCGCGUCGUAGACAACAUCAAGACCAGCGACAUAAAGUUUAGCGCAGACGAGCUCGCCGAGGUCAACCGUGUCCUGGCCGAUUAUCCUGUCUCGGGUCAACGCUAUUGGGAUGGUCACAACGAGAAGCUGCAGCUCUGGGGUUGA
Molecule: messenger RNA, 1017 nt
Organism: Peniophora sp. CBMAI 1063
Lineage: Eukaryota; Fungi; Basidiomycota; Agaricomycetes; Russulales; Peniophoraceae
Source: the annotation of a GenBank genome assembly